Molecule: messenger RNA, 4075 nt
Organism: Equus quagga
Lineage: Eukaryota; Metazoa; Chordata; Mammalia; Perissodactyla; Equidae
Product: mucin-2-like
Exons: 28
Cellular component (GO): extracellular matrix
Molecular function (GO): protein binding
Source: RefSeq, a predicted model, not a curated record
AUGGGGCUGCCACUAGCCCGCCUAGUGGCCCUCUGCCUGGCCCUGACCUUGGCCAGGGGCGAGGAGCUGCGGAGAGAGGGCAGAACGCGCAACCACGGCCACAACGUCUGUAGCACCUGGGGCGACUUCCACUACAAGACCUUCGAUGGCGACGUCUUCCGCUUCCCCGGCCUCUGCGACUACAACUUCGCCUCGGACUGCCGUGACACCUACAAGGAGUUUGCUGUGCACCUGAAGCGGGGCCCAGGCCGCAAGGGUGGCCACCCCCAGGUCGAGUACAUCCUGUUGACCGUCAAGGACGACAUGGUCUACCUCACCCCCGAGCUGGCUGUGCUGAAUGGGGCUAAGGUCAGCACCCCUCACUACAGCCCCGGGCUGCUCAUCGAGAGGAACGACGCCUACAUCAAGGUCUACUCCCGUGCCGGCCUCACCCUCAUGUGGGACUGGGAGGACUCGCUCAUGCUGGAGCUGGACAGUAAAUUCCAGAACCACACGUGUGGGCUCUGUGGGGACUACAACGGCCUGCAGAGCUACUCCGAGUUCCUGUCUGAUGGCAUGCUCUUCAGUGCUGUCCAGUUCGGGAACAUGCAGAAGAUCAACAAGCCCGAGGUGGUGUGCGAUGACCCCGAGGAGGGGCAGACCCCUGAGUCCUGCUCUGAGCACCGCGCCGAGUGCGAGAAGCUGCUGACAGCCGCGGCCUUCAAGGACUGCCUGGGCCUGGUGCCGCUGGAGCCGUACGUACGGGCCUGUGUGCAGGACCGUUGCCAGUGCCCCUCGGGCGCCUCCUGCAUCUGCAGCACCCUGGCUGAGUUCUCCCGCCAGUGCUCGCACGCCGGCGGACGCCCCGGGAACUGGAGGACUGGCACUCUCUGUCCCAAGAGCUGCCCCGGGAACAUGGUUUACCUGGAGAGUGGCUCGCCCUGCAUGGACACCUGCUCACACCUGGAGGUCAGCAGCCUGUGUGAGGAGCACCGCCUGGACGGCUGUUUCUGCCCUGAAGGCACCGUGUACGAUGACAUUGCGGGCAGCGGCUGCAUCCCCGUGAGCCAGUGCCACUGCAAGCUGCAGGGACAGAAGUACACGCCCGGCCAGCAGAUCACCAAGGACUGCGAGCAGUGCGUGUGCAAUGCCGGCCGCUGGGUGUGCAAAGACCGGCCGUGCCCCGGGUCCUGUGCGCUGGAGGGCGGCUCCCACAUCACCACCUUUGAUGGGAAGAGGUACACCUUCCACGGGGACUGCUACUAUGUGCUGACCAAGAGCGACCACAAUAACUCCUACGCCCUCCUGGGCGAGCUGGCCGUCUGCGGCUCCACGGACAAGCAGACCUGCCUGAAGACGGUGGUGCUGCUGGCCGACAAGAAGCAGAACGUGGUGGUCUUCAAGUCGGAUGGCACUGUGCUCCUGAACGAGCUGCAGGUGAAAUUGCCCCACGUGACGGCGAGCUUCUCCAUCUUCCAACCGUCCUUGCAUCACCUCAUCGUGAACACCGCCUUCGGCCUCAGGCUGCAGGUCCAGCUGGUGCCGAUCAUGCAGCUCUUCCUGACGCUGGACCAGGCCGCCCAGGGCCGCGUGCAGGGCCUCUGUGGGAACUUCAAUGGCCUGGAGGGUGAUGACUUCAAGACAGCUGGUGGGCUGGUGGAGGCCACGGGGGCGAGCUUCGCCAACACCUGGAAGGUCCAGUCGAGCUGCCCCGACAAGCUGGACUGGCUGGAUGACCCCUGCUCCCUCAACAUCGAGAGUGCCAACUAUGCUGAGCAUUGGUGCUCCCUGCUGAGGAAGACGGAGUCCCCCUUCGGCAGGUGUCACUCGGUUGUGGACCCAGCUCAGUACUACAAGGUGGGUGGGACCCCCUCCUGCACUCCCCAGCCCCUGCUCCGUGACAGGAAGGUGUCCCCGGUGCGCCUGGCUGAGCCUGACUGGCUGCCUAGGUGCAAAUACGACACGUGCAACUGCCAGAACAACGAGGAGUGUCUGUGCGCCGCCCUGUCCUCCUACGCCCGUGCCUGUGCCGCCAAGGGCGUCACGCUGUGGGGCUGGCGGGAGAACAUCUGCAACAGGGACGUGGGCUCCUGCCCCAACUCGCAGAUCUUCCUGUACAACCUGACCACCUGCCAGCAGACCUGCCGCUCGCUGUCCGAGGCCGACGCCCACUGCCUCCAGGGCUUUGCGCCUGUGGACGGCUGCGGCUGCCCCGACCGCACCUUCCUGGACGAGAAGGGCCGCUGUGUGCCCCUGGCUAAGUGCUCCUGCUACCACCGAGGGCUCUACCUGGAUGCGGGAGAGGUGGUCCUGAGGCAGGAGGAGCGGUGCGUGUGCCGCAACGGGAGGCUGCACUGCAAUCCAGUCAAGCUGAUUGGCGAGGCCUGCAAAGCCCCAAAGAUCCACAUUGACUGCAACAACCAGACCGCGCUGACCAUCCGGAACCCCCGCCCCCUCAGCUGCCAGACGCUGGCUGCAGGACACUACCAGACAGAGUGUGUGAGCGGCUGCGUGUGCCCCGAGGGGCUGAUCGACGACGGCCGAGGUGGCUGCGUUGUGGAGGAGGACUGCCCCUGUGUGCACAACAAGGGCUUCUUCUCCCACGGGGACAAGAUCAAGGUGGACUGCAACACCUGCACCUGCCAGAGAGGACGCUGGGCAUGCACCCAGUCUGUGUGCCACGGCACGUGUGUCAUCCAUGGGAGCAGCCACUACAUCACCUUUGAUGGGAAGUACUACAACUUCGAUGGAAACUGCUCCUACGUGGCCGUUCAGGACUACUGCGGCCAGAACUCCUCACUGGGCUCCUUCAGCAUCAUCACUGAGAAUGUCCCGUGUGGCACCACGGGCGUCACCUGCUCCAAGGCCAUCAAGAUCUUCAUCGGGAGGACAGAGCUGAAGCUGGAGGACAAACACCGCGUGGUGAUCCAGCGUGACGUGGGCCACCAUGUGGCCUACACCACGCGGGAGGUGGGCCAGUACCUGGUGGUGGAGGCCAGUGUCGGCAUCAUCGUCAUCUGGGACAAGAGGACCACCAUCUUCAUCAAGCUGGCCCCCUCCUACAAGGGCACUGUGUGCGGCCUGUGUGGGAACUUCGACCAGCGCUCCAAGAAUGACUUCACCACGCGGGACCACAUGGUGGUGGAGAGCGAACUGGAUUUUGGGAACAGCUGGAAGGAGGCCCACACCUGCCCGGAUGUGAGCGCCACCCCCGAGCCGUGCACCCUGAAGCCACACCGCCGCUCCUGGGCCAAGAAGCAGUGCAGCAUCAUCAAGAGCCCGGUCUUCAGCGCCUGCCACAGCAAGGUGGACCCCACGCCCUUCUACGAGGCCUGUGUCUAUGACUCGUGCUCCUGCGACUCGGGCGGCGACUGCGAGUGCUUCUGCUCUGCCGUGGCCGCCUACGCCCAGGAGUGCACCAAGGAGGGGGCCUGCGUGUUCUGGAGGACGCCAGACCUGUGCCCCAUAUUCUGUGACUACUACAACCCCCCGCACGAGUGUGAGUGGCACUACGAGCCUUGUGGGCACCGCAGCUUCGAGACCUGCAGGACCAUCAAUGGCAUUCACUCCAGCAUCUCCAUGUCCUAUCUUGAGGGUGAGCGGGGCCUCCUGGGCUGCUACCCCCGGUGCCCUAAGCACAGGCCCAUCUAUGACGAGGACCUGAAGAAGUGCGUCAGAAGAGACCAAUGUGGCUGCUAUAUCGAGGACACCCGCUACCUACCUGGAGCGUCUGUUCCCACGGACGACAUCUGCCAGUCUUGCGUGUGCACCAAGUCCUCGAAGGUCGUCUGCCGGCCCAAGGAAGGAAAGAUUCUCAACUACACCCAGGACGGCUUCUUCUGCUACUGGGAGCUAUGUGGCCCCAACGGGAUGGUGGAGCAGCACUUCAACAUCUGUGGGUCCACACUGUCACCCUCAACCUCCUCCGGACCCACGAGCGUGACCCCUGUCACCUCCACCACCGCCACCACCACCACCAUCAUCACAACGACCCCCACCUCAACAGAGACCUCAAACCCUACGCCUAACAAGUCCACACCCAUGCCCACUACUACGUGUGUGGCUGACUGCAAGUGGACUGGGUGGCUGGAUUCUG